Molecule: messenger RNA, 2101 nt
Organism: Acomys russatus (golden spiny mouse)
Lineage: Eukaryota; Metazoa; Chordata; Mammalia; Rodentia; Muridae
Product: guanylate-binding protein 5-like
Exons: 8
Coding region: 115-1200 (361 amino acids)
Molecular function (GO): GTP binding; GTPase activity
Source: RefSeq, a predicted model, not a curated record
AACAGCCAGUCACUUUGGGGAAAUCAGCAGGUAUAAACCAAGAAGCAUUGGCAAGCCAGCAGCCAAUGGAAUGGGCUGGACACAAGUUGUCAGCAGACAAGCAACAACUUAGACAUGGCCACAGAGACCCACAUGCCAGAACCCAUGUGCCUCAUUUGGAAGACCGAGGACCAGCUAGUGGCUAAUGAGGAAGCCCUGAAGAUCCUAGCUGCCAUCACAGAGCCAGUGGUGGUAGUGGCAAUCGUCGGCCUUUACCGAACAGGCAAAUCCUACCUGAUGAAUAAACUGGCUGGGAAAGAGAAAGGCUUUUCUGUUGGCACCACUGUGCAAUCUCACACUAAGGGAAUCUGGAUGUGGUGUGUGCCUCACCCCCAGAAGUCAGGCCACACCCUGGUUCUGCUCGACACUGAGGGUCUGGGAGAUGUGGAAAAGAUUGAUGACAAGAACGAUGCUCAGAUCUUUGCACUGGCAAUCCUUUUCAGCAGCACCUUUGUUUACAACACCAUGAACAAAAUUGACCAGGGGGCUAUCGACUUGUUACAGUAUCCUUUUAUGCAUCAUUUUUUUUUUUUUGUCUAUUUAAAGAGCCUACUAAGCGCAAAGCAGGAUGAGAUGUGUAAGAAAAAUGUGGAAGCUUCUGCAGGCCACUGCUCAGCCCUACUUCAGAGCAUUUUUAAGCCUCUGGAACAAGAAGUGGCACAGGGAAUCUACGCUAAACCAGGGGGCCACACUCUCUUCCUUCAGAAGAUGGAACAGCUGAAAGCACAGUACCACCAGCAGCCAGGGAAGGGAACACAGGCUGACGAAGUGCUGCAGAAAUAUUUGAAGGACAAAGAACCACUGAGCAAUACAAUUCUACAAACAGACCAGGCUCUCACAGCCAAGGAGAGGCAGAAGAGAGAGGAACAAGAGAGAGAGGCAGCUGCAAGGGCUGAGGCACAGAGGUUGAAGGCCAUUCUUAUCAAGGAAGAGGAAAGGAGAGCCGAACAGGAGAGGCAGCAUCAGCAGCAACUGCGACAAAUAGAGAUCGACAGAGCAAACUUCCUGGCGAAGCAAGAGAGGAUCCGGAAACAGAGGAUCCAGGAAGAGGCUGAAAGGAUCAAGGCAGAACAGGAAGCUCGGCUCAGAGAAAUUCAACAACAGCAUCAAAGGGCUAUGGAGAUGAGCUACCGCUCCAGUAACCACUGUAUCUUAAGCUAAUACACCAGACCCCAGGACUUCCCUUUCUUAUUGCUCCUUACAGAAGACACAAAGGAACAGGAGACUAAAGGACUUGAGACAAGCAGUAGUUCAGAAGCCCGAAAUGCCCCCUGUCUGACUGCCAUAUUUGUUUCGAGAUAUUUUAAGAUACUCAGGGGUUGUUAAUCAAGGAGAGCUUGACCAACAUCUUGCACUCACAUGGUAUCUUUCUUGUGGGUGGCGAUGGGAAAGGUACCAAUGAGAAAUCAGAAACAAUGCGUGUUUCUCAAAUGGGUGGAGGCCACUGGUCCGUGGGCAGUGGGCUGGCCACCCGCAGGUUCUUUCUCCUCUCCUUUUCUUUGUUGGGAACCCAAUCAUAUUAUGGUCAACCUUGUCACAUGCCCAGCUAUCAUGUCACUCACACUUAGAGGUAGAUUUGUUCCUUAGAUUGUCGUCUCUGUCAUGUCCACAUUCUGUCUUUUGUUACAUUCAUUAAAGAAAUUCUUCAUCACUAAUACUGUGGUUUUGAUGCACAGAAUUACCCUUUGGCUCUGUCUUUUUUCAUUUUUCUUCCUUAAAGUCUACACCUGCCCAUGCAUAUUUCUCACUUUUUACCAGAUUUUUUAAACAUAGUAAUCCUACUGAUUUUUAAAUCAUGUUAAUGAUUUAACAUUUUAAUGAUUUAAAACUUUAAAAAUUUAAAUUAUUUCUGAUCCUUCUAAGUCUGUCUCUAUUCCUGGGUCUAUUUGCUUUAUCUCUUUAAAAUAAAAGCUGUACUUGGUUUUUCUGUGUGUCUCAAAAACAUUUUAAUUAACUGUUGUCCAUUUUUGGUGACAUAACUAAGAUUGUAGAUUUGUGCUUGGACUGUGCAUCCCCACUUUAUAUUAAGAUGCCUUUGGCAAACUUUGGCUCCGGUAGCUGU